Periophthalmus magnuspinnatus is the source of this 1506-nucleotide messenger RNA. It is a transcript of the gene med31, whose product is annotated as mediator complex subunit 31. Lineage: Eukaryota; Metazoa; Chordata; Actinopteri; Gobiiformes; Gobiidae. Bases 162 to 557 code for a protein of 131 amino acids. The transcript has 4 exons. Gene Ontology annotation, cellular component: mediator complex; core mediator complex. The record is from RefSeq and is a predicted model, not a curated record. Gene Ontology annotation, molecular function: transcription coregulator activity. Gene Ontology annotation, biological process: regulation of transcription by RNA polymerase II.
AACUCGUGCACUCACAAACAUGGCGGCGCUGCGCUAAGUCCGGGUCUGACAAACAAACUCAAGUCUUUAUAAAACCCCGUAAUCUCUCUUUAAACCCUGACCCAUUCACUGAGCGCUGGUUCUGCGCUUUGGUUCUGUGUCCGGUUCGGCUCGGUGUCGCCAUGGAAACAGAGGAACAGGCCCGGAGCCGCUUUCAGGCCGAGCUCGAGUUCAUCCAGUGUUUGGCAAAUCCCAACUACCUGAACUUCCUGGCUCAGAGGGGGUACCUGAGGGAGCGGCCCUUCAUAAACUACCUCAAAUACCUGUUGUACUGGAAGGAGCCAGAAUACGCCAAGUUCCUCAAGUAUCCUCACUGUCUGCACAUGUUGGAGCUGCUUCAGUACGAACACUUCAGGAAGGAGCUGGUCAACGCUCAAUGCACCAAGUUCAUCGACGAGCAGCAGCUUCUGCACUGGCAGCACUACUCCAGGAAGAGGACCCGCCUCCAGCAGGCGCUCGCGGAGCAGGCGCCGCAACAGCAACCGACGCAACAACACGGGAACGCCACCGCCAAAUGACCACAACGCAACAGCACGGGAACACCACCAUGAAGUAGCACCACUACAAAGUGACCACAAUUAACUAUAGACUGUUUAUAUAACUGGACAGAGCUAACCUGUUAGCCGCCGCGUUCCAAACAGGAAGUGAUCAUGUGCACUUCCCCUCCAUUGACUCUGGCUCCAGUUCACUUUCUAUUGAUAAACUGCCCUCUCUCUCUGUCUCUGCUGCUUCAGACUCAUUCUGGUCUUAAAUGUUCGUAUUAACCCUCUACAUGAUCCUGGGGUUUCUAUUUCACUAUUGUGUCUGUAAAUCAAGAUCUGAACAUUAAUACCAGACAGAUCGGGUCCUUCUUUCCUCGAGGUCACUCCCGCUUGUGUCUUUGUCGCUAUGAUCCUCUCCAGCAGAAUUCCACAUAUGGGACUUCGCUGCUCCACCUGCUCCACCUGGAUGAGCUUCAUCUGGAGCUGAAGCUGUGGUGACGUCAGACUCAGUCACUUCUUUACACAGUUUAUGCGACGCAACGGGACGGAGCUGGUUUAGCCGCAGACUAAGACCCCAUGGACGCAGUGGGAGGGCAUCUGACUUACAGGGAGGUUUAGGUCUGACAGGAGAUUAUUUAACGAACUGCAGACUCUUCAAUUGGACUUUUGAACCAGUCCAAAUAAUUGUGUUGCUGUAAAACUGAAAGUAGAUGAAUGUGUCCGAAAAAAACGCGUUGGACCUGUCAAAAUUCCACUGACUUUUGAAUUCCAAGUUAAAUUGCAAAAAGACUGAAGCCGAGGAAUGAGAACGAGCCGAAGGAGUGAGAACGAACGAGGAAAAGUGGCGAAAAACACAAGAACCGUGGACGUCGAACGAGUGGAGACGGAACCGACUCAUGUUCCUCACGUUUAAACUCUGCCGCUUCUGUUUGGAGCUUUGUAAAUAAAUGUUUUUGUUCAAUUAUAAUAAAUUUUGUAAAGCCCA